AUGCCCAACGCAGCUAAUACUGGCCCUGGUUACCCAGAGGGCUAUCAAUCCGCGAGCGGAGACCUCGCUACCAUCAUCAACAACAGCGUCGCGACAGGCUUUUUCAAGUGGGGUUUCGUGAUUCUGCGAGGCGUGUACGACAACGAUGACGAGUGGCAGACUUUUCUCAACCUCUUCAAGGCAGCGAUCGCUGACGAGCUCCACGACUCGAAGCUAGAAGACCAGCUCGGCCCUCAUCUCGAAUGGACAGUUAUUGAGGAUCGCACGGCUCUGAAGAGUGCGUCCAAGGCUACUGUGCGGACGCGAUUCCUCGCGUGGGUGGAGGAACAGAAACGCGAUGGUGAAAUAGCGGACAGGCCUUGGGCUGCAGGUUAUCUCCCUCGGUACAAGUUCUGUCUAUACGUCUAG
Messenger RNA from Colletotrichum truncatum, 408 nucleotides. RefSeq lists its product as uncharacterized. Lineage: Eukaryota; Fungi; Ascomycota; Sordariomycetes; Glomerellales; Glomerellaceae. The record is from RefSeq and is a predicted model, not a curated record.